This is a messenger RNA of Pongo pygmaeus (Bornean orangutan), 5864 nucleotides long. It is a transcript of the gene PLEKHG1, whose product is annotated as pleckstrin homology and RhoGEF domain containing G1. Gene Ontology annotation, molecular function: small GTPase binding; guanyl-nucleotide exchange factor activity. Bases 482 to 4639 code for a protein of 1385 amino acids. The record is from RefSeq and is a predicted model, not a curated record. Lineage: Eukaryota; Metazoa; Chordata; Mammalia; Primates; Hominidae. The transcript is spliced from 18 exons.
CGCAGGGAGGGGCGGGCUGGGGCGCGGCCGAGCAGUGGGGCCGAGCCCGAGGAAGAGGAAGUCGGAGCCCGAGCCCGAGCCGGAGCCCGAGCCCGAGCCCGAGCCCGACGGCGGCUGUAGGGCGCUCCGGCAGCCCGAGCCGGCGCAGCGCAGCCGGCACCUUCCCCGCCCGACCUGCGAGCGCCGCCCGGGCAUGCGAAGCCGCCCCUCCCCGGGUCUUCUUAAAAAUCAUGGCAAACUAUCCUAUUUCUCCGUACACUGAGAGAUGACCAUAUGUAGGUGCUGAGUUUACCCCAUGCCAUUUUGGCAUCUUUGAAGAUAAGAGUGAAGACUGAUGAGAAGAGUGUGUGGGUGAAGACAUUGAAAAGGUUUCAACUAGAAAAAUGGGCACCAGUUGCGUCUUGAAGUGCCAUCAGCUGUAACCAAAGUUCCAGAUCCCAAGACGACAGCCAGGCGUUCCUGCCCUCAAGAACUGAAGACGAUGGAGCUUUCUGAUAGUGACCGACCCAUCAGCUUCGGUUCCACAUCAUCCUCGGCCUCUUCCCGUGACAGCCAUGGUUCCUUCGGCAGCAGAACGACCUUAGUUUCAAAUAGCCACUUGGGCUUGUUUAACCAGGAUAAGGAGGUAGGGGCCAUAAAACUGGAGCUGAUUCCGGCCAGGCCGUUUUCCAGCAGCGAGCUGCAGAGGGACAACCCCGCCACGGGGCAACAGAACGCGGACGAGGGCAGUGAAAGGCCACCCAGGACGCAGUGGAGAGUGGACUCAAACGGGGCACCCAAGACGACCGCAGACUCAGCCACCAGCCCCAAGCUCCUCUAUGUGGAUAGAGUUGUUCAGGAAAUUCUGGAGACCGAAAGGACUUAUGUACAAGAUUUAAAAAGCAUCGUAGAGGAUUACCUGGACUGCAUCAGGGACCAAACAAAACUUCCCCUGGGGACCGAAGAAAGAUCAGCCCUUUUUGGAAACAUACAGGAUAUCUACCACUUCAAUAGUGAACUUCUGCAAGAUUUGGAAAACUGUGAAAAUGAUCCUGUGGCCAUAGCAGAGUGUUUUGUGUCCAAGAGUGAAGAGUUCCACAUUUAUACCCAGUAUUGCACUAACUAUCCAAGGUCCGUGGCUGUGCUAACAGAGUGUAUGAGGAACAAAAUACUGGCCAAAUUCUUCAGGGAACGUCAGGAAACUCUGAAACACUCGCUGCCUCUGGGGUCCUAUCUCUUGAAACCAGUUCAGCGGAUUCUCAAGUAUCAUCUCCUUCUGCAUGAAAUAGAAAACCACCUUGAUAAGGACACAGAAGGCUAUGAUGUGGUGCUUGAUGCUAUAGACACAAUGCAGCGAGUCGCCUGGCACAUCAAUGACAUGAAGCGGAAACACGAGCACGCGGUCCGGUUACAGGAGAUACAGAGUUUGCUCACUAACUGGAAAGGGCCAGACCUGACCAGCUACGGGGAACUGGUGCUUGAGGGAACCUUCCGCAUCCAGCGAGCCAAGAAUGAGCGGACGCUCUUCCUCUUCGACAAGCUGCUGCUCAUCACAAAGAAGAGAGAUGACACGUUUACAUACAAAGCUCACAUCCUGUGUGGCAAUCUCAUGCUUGUGGAGGUGAUUCCAAAAGAGCCACUCAGCUUCAGCGUCUUCCACUACAAGAAUCCCAAGCUGCAGCACACAGUCCAGGCCAAAUCCCAGCAAGACAAACGCCUCUGGGUUUUGCACCUAAAGAGACUGAUUCUGGAGAACCAUGCAGCCAAGAUUCCAGCUAAGGCCAAGCAAGCAAUCCUUGAAAUGGAUGCCAUUCAUCAUCCAGGCUUCUGUUACAGUCCUGAGGGAGAGACGAAAGCACUGUAUGGCUCUAAAGAAGGUUCUGCUCCAUAUCGGCUGAGAAGAAAAUCUGAACCUUCCUCACGAUCACAUAAAGUUUUGAAGACCAGUGAAACAGCACAAGACAUCCAAAAGGUUUCUAGAGAGGAAGGAUCUCCCCAGCUGUCUUCAGCAAGGCCGUCUCCUGCCCAGAGAAAUAGUCAGCCUAGCAGUUCUACCAUGAUCAGCGUGCUUCGAGCGGGUGGAGCUCUCAGAAACAUCUGGACCGAUCACCAGAUCAGGCAAGCCUUGUUUCCCAGCCGACGGUCCCCGCAGGAGAACGAGGAUGACGAAGAUGAUUAUCAGAUGUUCGUGCCGUCAUUUUCCUCCUCAGAUCUGAACUCUACCAGACUAUGUGAAGACGGCACUUCUAGUCGCCCUUGCAGCUGGCAUAUGGGACAGAUGGAGUCCACAGAGACCUCCAGCUCUGGUCACAGGAUUGUCAGGCGGGCCAGCAGUGCUGGGGAGAGCAACACGUGCCCUCCUGAAAUAGGAACUAGUGACAGAACUAGGGAACUGCAGAACGGCCCCAAAACAGAAGGGCAGGAGGAGAUGACUCUCUUUGGGUCAUCCAUAGAGUUGACUAUUGAUGACAUAGACCAUGUCUAUGAUAACAUCAGUUAUGAGGACUUAAAACUAAUGGUUGCUAAGCGGGAAGAAGCCGAAUCCACUCCCUCUAAAUCAGCCAGGGACUCCGUUCGCCCCAAGAGCACCCCAGAGUUAGCCUUCACAAAGAGGCAGGCUGGCCACGGUAAGGGCUCUCUUUACGCACAAACAGAUGGCGCCCUCUCAGGUGGAGAGGCAUCCAGCCAAAGCACACAUGAACUCCAAGCGGUUGAGGAGAACAUCUAUGACACCAUAGGGCUCCCAGAUCCUCCAUCGCUGGGUUUUAAGUGCAGCAGCCUAAAGCGUGCAAAGCGGAGCACCUUUUUGGGUCUGGAGGCCGACUUCGUGUGCUGUGACAGCCUGAGGCCAUUUGUUUCCCAAGACAGCCUCCAGUUCAGUGAGGACGAAGCCCCUUACCAUCAGGCCACCCCCGAUCAUGGUUAUCUGAGUUUGCUGUACGACUCUCCCAGUGGUAACCUGUCUAUGCCUCAUAAGCCUGUAUCUGAUAAACUGUCCGAAGAAGUAGAUGAAAUCUGGAAUGACCUGGAAAAUUACAUCAAGAAAAAUGAAGACAAGGCCAGAGACCGUCUCCUGGCAGCGUUUCCUGUGAGCAAGGAUGAUGUGCCAGACAGGCUGCACGCAGAGAGCACCCCUGAGCUGAGCCGGGACGUGGGGCGCUCUGUGUCCACGCUGUCCCUGCCUGAGAGCCAGGCUGUCCUCAUGCCUGUGAAGAGCAGGGCUGGCAGAGCCAGCCGCGCCAACUGCCCCUUUGAGGAAGACCUGAUUUCUAAAGAAGGCUCUUUUAUGAGCCUUAACCGGCUUUCUCUGGCUAGUGAAAUGCCCCUCAUGGACAGUCCCUAUGACCUGGCCAACAGUGGCCUGUCUCAAACAGACCCAGAAAACCCUGACCUGGGGAUGGAGGCCACAGAUAAGGCAAAAAGCAGGGUGUUUAUGAUGGCUCGGCAGUACAGUCAGAAGAUUAAGAAGGCGAAUCAACUUUUAAAAGUGAAAAGUCCAGAGCUGGAGCAGCCGCCGGCCAGUCAGCAUCAGAAAUCCACGCACAAAGACCUGGCUGCCAUCUUGGAAGAGAAGAAGCAAGGAGGGCCCGCCAUUGGUGCCAGGAUUGCUGAGUAUUCCCAGUUGUAUGACCAGAUUGUAUUCAGAGAGUCUCCCUUGAAAAUUCAUAAGGAUGGCUGGGCCAGCCCUCAAGAAUCCUCCCUCCUGAGGUCUGCGUCACCUUCCCAGGUCCACCAUGGUAGUGAAGACUGGCUUCUGCAUUCAACCUAUAGUAAUGGAGAGUUAGCAGAUUUCUGUCUCCCACCAGAGCAAGACUUGAGGUCAAGAUAUCCCACGUUUGAGAUCAAUACAAAAAGUACUCCCAGGCAAUUGUCCGCAGCUUGCUCUGUGCCUUCUCUUCAAACCUCCGACCCUCUGCCAGGCUCUGUGCAGAGAAGCAGCGUGGUAGUAAGUCAGCCCAACAAAGAGAACUGGUGUCAGGACCAUCUUUACAACUCCUUGGGUCGGAAAGGGAUCAGCGCUAAAUCUCAGCCUUAUCACAGGUCCCAGUCAUCUUCCUCCGUCUUGAUCAACAAAUCAAUGGACUCCAUCAACUACCCUAGUGACGUGGGAAAGCAGCAGCUGCUGUCUUUACGAAGAAGUUCAAGGUGUGAGAGUCACCAGGACUUGCUGCCAGAUAUCGCUGACUCGUGUCAACAGGGCACUGAAAAACUCUCAGAUCUCACACUCCAAGACUCACAGAAAGUUGUGGUGGUCAAUAGAAAUUUACCCUUAAAUGCCCAAAUUGCAACACAGAACUAUUUUUCCAAUUUCAAAGAGACUGAUGGAGAUGAAGAUGACUAUGUGGAAAUCAAGUCAGAAGAAGAUGAGUCGGAGUUGGAGCCAUCUCACAAUCGUAGAAAGAAAUCUGACUCAAAGUUUGUGGAUGCUGACUUUCCUGAUAAUGUCUGUAGUGACAACACAUCGCAUCCUUUGAAUAGUCCGCGCACUCCAAAAAAGCUGGUUAACAGCAAACUUGGGCUUUCACCAUAUCUGACACCAUAUAAUGAUGCUGACAAAAUGCAUGACUAUCUUUGGAGGGGGCCAUCUCCCAAUCAACAAAAUAUUGUCCAGUCUCUAAGGGAAAAGUUUCAGUGUCUCAGUUCAAGCAGCUUUGCUUAAGGUUCUUCAUAAUAACUGCUUGAAUCAACUUCUUAUUUUGCUCAUAAAACGUUACAGAUACUGAUGAGGUGUUUUAUGUAUACCAGAUUAAAACGAUUUUGUAAGAACCAGAGGUGUAAAAUAUACUUUCUUUUACAGCACAACUUUUUGAAAUGGCUGACGAUGCAGCCAGGAUUGUACUGUAGCACAUGUUGGCAUCAACUGUAUAUUUUCUCAUGCUGAGUGUCUUCAUGUUUCAUGUAAGUCAAUCUUACUUGAAAGUUUUUAGAUUUUUAACACGAUGGCCAUAACCUGACAAUAGUGCCCACACCUGAAGAAACGCAAUAAUCCUUUCCCGUUAUCCAGAAGGCCCAGGUAGUUUUAUCCUGUGAUUCAAAGGCAGCAAGGAGACUUUUUCACAUUUUAAAAGGCAACGAAAGCUGUUGAAAGAAUUAUAUUUAUAUCUCACAUUUUGGUUAUAUUUGUGGUAACACCUUAGGAUAACGUAAGCCAGAGAUCUGUAAUUGGAGUGUAGUCUGAGGUGCCCAUUUUAGGGUUUUUGUGCUAGUAUUCUUUUAUUUCAUUUUGAUGCAGAAAUUGUGUGACUGUUGCAAAUUAAAAUGUAGCGGGACCCAUUUUCUGUACACAGAACCCUUUACCUGUAUUCCUGGACAAGGCCUAGAGAAUGAGCUGCUCAUCAUGUUUAUAAUAUAAUUUCUGGGGUGAAGUGAAUGAUUUCCUUACUGGCUUAGAGAAAACCAAGGUCAAUAAAAUGCAGAUUGACUUAACUAUUAGAAAAGAUGGGAUGACUUCUGGGAACCACUUGAUUAACUCUUCAAAUAACAGUUAAAGAGAAAAAGCAAAACUGAAAUCCCACCAGACCAUUUUGUGUGCCUGUUUCUAAUCAACACAAAGUUAAGCAUGAGCUAAAAUCAGACAAAGCACUUUAAACUUACCCUUUCCAGAGCGCUUUGCACGUGCACCCUCCUAAGUUUGGGAUUCUGCCAAAUGACCAACUUGAUCCUGGCCCUGAGGAGUCAUUGGCUGCAGGAAUAGGGCAAGAAUCUAUUUCCUAAACCACACAUAAUAUGGGAGCCUUUUUUCAUUGUUUUCAGUUAUAUUAAAGAAUGAAAUCUUUGGUUACUAGGUGCUAAUAACACCUUUUAUAUUCUGACCAUUUGUCACAUUUCAUUGUGAUACUGUAUACUAAUCUAACUCCUUAUGAAAGGCAACAAAAAAACAAAAA